This is a messenger RNA of Neltuma alba, 2049 nucleotides long. Its product is annotated as protein unc-13 homolog. The record is from RefSeq and is a predicted model, not a curated record. The transcript has 15 exons. NCBI's taxonomy places the organism in Eukaryota, Viridiplantae, Streptophyta, Magnoliopsida, Fabales, Fabaceae. Bases 88 to 1758 code for a protein of 556 amino acids.
GAUUUUUAGCCAUUUAUAUCUGAUCUAAUUUGGAGCUGCGCCCUAGUUUUGCUAUGAACAUCUUUUACUUUGUAGGGUUCAGCUACAAUGGAGAAGAUCAUGACAGUUGCAAUGAUUUCUAGGAGGCUUCUACUGGAAGAACCAGAGACUAAUCAGCAGUCCAUGCCUAUUAGUGAUCGUGACCAGAUAGAGUUAUAUAUUUCAUCAUCAAUUAAGAGUGCAUUUGCAAGGAUAUUGCCAGUUGUUGAUAGACUGGACACAUCACAUGGGCAUCCGCUGGCAUUGCUUGCAGAAGAACUCAAGAAACUCCUUAAAAAGGAUUCAGGAACUUUCAUGCCUAUUUUAUCUCAGAGGCAUCCACAAGCAACCAUUGUGUCUGCAACACUUGUUCACAAACUUUAUGGGAACAAAUUGAAACCUUUUAUGGAUGGUGCUGAGCAUCUGACUGAGGACGUCAUUUCCGUUUUCCCAGCUGCUGAAAGUCUUGAGCAGUUUAUAAUAGUUCUUAUUACAUCUGUGUGCGAGGAAGAGAUCUGCAGGAAAUUGAAUCAAUACCAGAUUGAGACAAAAUCUGGCACGUUGGUUUUGCGUUGGCUCAAUUCACAGCUUGGAAGAAUUUUAGGUUGGGUGGAGCGGGCUAUUCAGCAAGAGCAUUGGGAUCCAAUAUCUCCUCAGCAGCGUCAUGCAAAUUCCAUUGUUGAAGUAUACAGGAUUGUGGAGGAGACGGUGGACCAAUUUUUUGCUUUUAAAGUUCCGAUGAGGACAACAGAAGUAAAUAGCUUGUUUCGUGGCAUUGACAAUGCUCUUCAAGAGUAUGCGAAGCAUGUUGUUGAUGGGAUGGCUAGCAAGGAAGACUUAAUACCACCAGUGCCUAUACUCACACGGUACAAGAAGGAGGCUGGAAUAAAGGCUUUUGUGAAGAAGGAACUGUUUGACACUCGGGCACCUGAUGAGACAAGAUCCAGCGAAAUUAGUGUUCUAGCAACUUCGACACUUUGUGUUCAAUUAAAUACUUUAUAUUAUGCGAUUACUCAGCUCAAUAAACUGGAAGAUAGCAUUUGGGAGCAAUGGACGAGUAAAAGGUCCCAGGAAAAACUCAUAAAGAAAUCCAUGGACGAGAAGUCCAAAAGUUUUGCACAGAAGGAUAUCUUUGAUGGGUGUAGAAAAUCUAUAAAUGCUGCUUUGGACCGCAUUUGUGAGUACACAGGAACUAAAAUAGUCUUCUAUGAUCUGAGAGGGGCAUUCAUAGAUAACUUAUAUAAACCCAGUGUCUCAGGUUCUAGAAUGGAAGCACUAAUCGAACCACUUGAUGUGGAACUUAAUCAACUUUGUGAUAUUAUUGUGGAGCCUCUUAGGGAUCGCAUUGUGACAAGUCUUCUUCAAGCAUCUUUGGAUGGCUUACUCCGAGUGAUCCUAGAUGGGGGUCCCUCGAGAGUUUUCUCCCCAGCUGAUGCGAAAUUAUUAGAGGAAGAUCUGGAGGUUCUAAAGGAAUUCUUUAUAUCUGGAGGAGAUGGGCUUCCUCGAGGUAUUGUUGAAAAUCAGGUAGCACGCGUUCGGGAUGUGAUAAAGUUACAUGGUUACGAGACUCGAGAGUUGGUUGAGGACCUGAAAUCUGCUAGUGGCAUGGAAAUGAGAGGUGGCAAAAGCAGACUAGGAACAGAUUCCAAAACCCUAAUUAGAAUAUUAUGCCAUAGGAGUGAUUCUGAAGCUUCACAGUUUCUCAAGAAACAAUUCAAGAUUCCCAAGUCCUCUGCAUAGUUGGGUACAAAAAUGGGGGAAACAACAAAAUUUUCAGAGUUGAAGCACCAUUCUGUGAAUAUUCAUUGUACUGGUUAUUUGUGUAUGUUUAAGGUUAGGUCAUUUGGUGUAUAAUUCUUUUUUUUCCCCAAGCGGCCCAAACGUCACUUGUAUCAAACUACUUUGUUUAUCUCUAUUUGUAAAGUUUUUCUUGUGAAAUACUUAAGAAAUUGUGAUUAUUAUUCUUUCAACAAUUUCUAGAACCUUUUUCUUUUACGUAUAAUUUAGAGUAUUUUCAAGUCAUUUUGUACU